AUCCAAAGUAAAUAGCUACCCUAUCCAGCUAUCUCUUGUCCAAAAUGAAUCCUCUAAGGUUCUCUCCUCUCCAUCUUCUCUCCCUGGCUCUUCUUCUCCAAGUUGUUCUUGGAGCAGACCCUCUCUAUCACUUCUGCUCCAAUUCCAAGAACUACACUUCCAAUGGAACCUAUGAGACCAACUUGAACAAGUUGAUGGAUUCUCUCUACUAUAGUGUUCCUCCCACAGGGUUUGGCCUUGACUCAGUCGGCAAAGAUCCCAACCGCGUCUACGGGCUUGGUCUAUGUCGAGGUGAUGUCUCAAGCUCCGACUGUAAGAGCUGUAUUGCUGAUGCAAACCCAGAGCUUCGCAAAAGAUGUCCUAAUGACAAAGAAGCCAUCAUUUGGUACGAUUAUUGUCUCUUGAAAUACUCCUACGAUGACUUCUUUGGCGAGAUUGAUACAAAGUAUAUAUUUUAUAUGUGGAAUACACAGAACGUAAGUGAUCCCACCACCUUCAAUUCCAAAGUUAGAGAAUUGCUAAACCAGAUAGCAACUCAGGCUUAUCAUACUUCAAAGUUGUAUGCUACUGGAGAGCUAGUGCUUGGUGGUUCAGAGAAGCUCUAUGGUUUGGUUCAGUGUACCAGGGACCUCUCUAGUGCUUCCUGCAAGAAGUGCUUGGAUAGUGCAAUAAGUGAUCUUCCUUAUUGUUGUGAUGGUAAAAGAGGUGGAAGAGUUGUUGGUGGUAGCUGUAAUUUUAGAUAUGAGCUCUACGCCUUUGUAAAUUCUUAAAAUCUCUUAAGUGUGCAUCAGUAGGGUUUAGGGGUCCCCCAUAUACACGUUACUACUAAAUAAAGUGUUAUAGGGUUAGGAGCCCCGCUUUGAUAAACCCAUGCAUGUGUAGGUAGUAUGGUUGGCGUGAACAUUCUACGUACUGUUGCUCUAUUGUAAUCGUAUUGUCGUAGUAUUGUAAUCGUAUUGUAAUCUGUUUCAGUUGAAUAUGGGACACUUCCAUAGGUAACAAAAA
Macadamia integrifolia is the source of this 1005-nucleotide messenger RNA. Its product is annotated as cysteine-rich repeat secretory protein 38-like. The transcript has a single exon. Bases 45 to 770 code for a protein of 241 amino acids. The record is from RefSeq and is a predicted model, not a curated record. Lineage: Eukaryota; Viridiplantae; Streptophyta; Magnoliopsida; Proteales; Proteaceae.